This is a messenger RNA of Xiphias gladius (swordfish), 2995 nucleotides long. It is a transcript of the gene cited4a, whose product is annotated as Cbp/p300-interacting transactivator, with Glu/Asp-rich carboxy-terminal domain, 4a. Lineage: Eukaryota; Metazoa; Chordata; Actinopteri; Istiophoriformes; Xiphiidae. Gene Ontology annotation, cellular component: nucleus. The coding region runs from base 247 to 945 and encodes 232 amino acids. The record is from RefSeq and is a predicted model, not a curated record. The transcript has 2 exons. Gene Ontology annotation, biological process: regulation of DNA-templated transcription.
CUGCGUGUGUGUGUGUGUGUGUGUGUGUGUGUGUGUGUGUGUGUGUGUGUGUGUGCGCUUUAUACAUGUAUAUAAUCCCUGAGUUGACCCAGAAAACAAACUCCUCUGACUGCCGAGACGCCGCAGAGUUGAAAUCCACCGCAAGGGCUGCAUGUAGCCGGAGCAUCAGCGGGAGAAACAACCCCGGCACCGACCCAACUUCUCCACACGGAUUCUACAUUAAUACAUCGGAGUUACAGUGCAACCAUGGCUGAACACAUGAUGAUGCCCAUGACCCACAGCUUCAGGAUGGGCAUGAAUGGACCUCCGCAGCACAAUGGCCAGCCCGGCCUGCGCAGUUUGCCCAACGGUCAGGUGAUGCACUACGGCAGGAACCCUCAGAACAACAUGGAGGUUGCCAUGAGACAGAGGCCAGGCAUGGUGGGACCCGGAGGGAUGGGCGGGCCUGUGAACGGAGCUCCCAUGGUCAACCACCACCACCAGAUGAUGUCUGGGAACAUGAUGUACAAUGGCCAGGGCCCGCAGCAGCAGCAGCACCACCACAUGCACCCCCAGCAGCAGCAGCAGCAGCAGGGUGGACACCCGCAGCAGUACCUUCCUGGUAACCUCACUUCCCAGCAGCUCAUGGCCAGCAUGCACCUGCAGAAACUCAACACUCAGUAUCAUGGACACCCACACAGCUCGGCCAACGGACACCACCUGCCCAACGGUGCUCAGUACCGGGUGGGUCCGGCCCAGCUAUCAGGCAUGCAGCACAUUGGCGGCCCUUUGGGGCUAAACGGCAUGGACAUGGAUCUGAUCGACGAGGAAGUUCUGACUUCACUGGUGCUUGAGUUUGGGUUGGAUCGUGUUCAGGAGCUGCCCGAGCUCUUCCUGGGACAGAAUGAGUUUGACUUCAUAUCGGACUUUGUGUGCAAACAGCAGCCGAGCACGGUGAGCUGUUGAGCAAAGAGGCUGGAAGCUGGUUAGGUUUGUUUGGACUGGACACCCCAAAGAAUGACUGAGCGGCUACAGUAGCACUGCGAGAGGAGACAAUCUCUCUGUUCUGUUUGGGUGUAUCUAUCUGUGUCUGUGUAAAUGACAGUGUCUAGCACGCCUUCACACCGACCUGUCUGCGAGUUGAAGAAUUGUAAUGAGAGCAAAUACAGCAAAAACACCAGGUUUCUCUUCUUUGAGCUGGUUCCAGUGAGAUCUGUUGUAUUUGGUUCAAUUGAGGCAUCCUGAUGCAGUGGGCUCUGUCUGUACCCAUCUGGCCCUCAGCACUUGUGCCUGCACUGCCAAGGCUUUGGGAUAAUUGUAAACUUAACUAACACAAGGGGGGAAGACAACCUAGAAAGACUGUCCAUCUGGGUCUCCUAGAUUCUGUGGCAUCUCUAAAUGUAUUUUAUUUCCGAUGACACCCUCAACUAGUAGCAGAUGUUUUACAAAUUUAUAAGAGUUUGUCCUCUGAAUUUGCUUAUACAAGGAUGAAGGGAUUUAGAGUCAAGAAUGAUUUUUUUGUGUGUGUGCAUAUUGAAGGCUGGCUCUUCAAAAUCGAGUUCUUACAAAAAAAUUACACAUUUGCCUGAAGAGCAGGAGAAUGAGGUUGUGCAGCAUUCCUGAGUGACGUGGUGGGGUUUAUCUCGGAUUGGUUAGGUGAAAUGUGCUACAUCGAUUAUUUUAGCUUUCGGUGUCAUUUACCUGACAGAUAAAAUCUGCUAUCAUUAAAUGUAUCGCAUCUGUUCCUUGCUAUUUAACUGUGAUUGGAUCAUUGGUAAAGUAGCUUGUUGGCUUAAAAAAAGCUUUUAUUUGUUAAAAAAAAGGGCUCAGACAUUUAGGGGCUCAUUGCAAGCAAAUCUUGGGUUAUGAAUUAGUAGAGCUGCAAAAAGUGUUAGGAAUGGAGAAAACUUAAUAGAAUAUGAGAAACAACAUAACUGUGGCCUGUUGCAAGAUUCAAGAGAAGCCAGACAAAAAAAGUUGCUUUCAGAAGCUGUUGGUCAAAGGUCUGAGGAGAUAUUUUUUUCUAAAAUGGAAUUGGCUUAAAAAAGACAGAAGAAAGAAAGAGGUGCGUGAUUGCAGAAUUUGCAUUUGUGUGUUAUUUGUGUGCGUCUGUGUGUGUUCAGUGCAGUGAGGCAUUUAAAGCCCAUCGAAUGGCGUCCUCCGCCCUAAACCAUUGCCCGGCGCGCUGAAGCUUAUUGGAGGCUGCGGGGGGAGAGAGGGGAGGGAGAUUUCAGUGUGUGGACACAAUGUGUGGACACAGCACUCCCCAGCAGCACUUAGUUUAAUCAUUAUUUAGAGCUGCCGCUACCUGUGGCAUUGAUUUCAUUAGGCAGGAAGAGCGGGCGAGGAGCACAAAGUGUGCAAAGUUGUUGUUUUUGCCAUAGAUUAGCUUACUUUGCUGCUUUUCUACUGAUUAGAUUUAAAUUACAUGUUCUCACACGCUUGUCUUAAUUGAGGUCGACUUGCACAUUCUCCAGUGACUCAGUAAUUAUAAAACGGACAUGUUUUGUGGCGUUUUAUUUCUGUUUUUUUUUUUUUUUUUUGCGCAAUUGGUAAUUAGGUUUUUGUCAAGGUUACUGCUUUGCCAUUGCAGGCCAGUCGAGGGAGAACUUUCUGCACUCAUAAUGCUAUUUGUGGAGCUGUCAGAGGGGUCAGGGCUGCGAUGGUGCACUGUGUUAAUCUGUUCCAAUACAACUGUGCUGCUGUCCCUGUCUCUCUCGAGAUCUGCCCUCUCCUAGGUCUCGACUUAAACAAUAGGCAUCGAAACACUGUUAUAAAGGUAGAAAAGUGCCAGCGAGUUCCCGCUCUGUUUUACUUUCUGCCUGGCAAACUGCAGCCAGAUAAGCUCACAACCUCACAGUUAAAAUGGAAAUACUUCUGGCCUUAGCGAGACAGUGGCCUCUGAUUACUGCUAUAUCAAUAAGCGCAGCCUUCUUGUGUAUUGUAUCUUUGUACUGUAGACUAGAGGUAAAGUUGAUCUAGACACAUUUAAGAUACUUUCAGAAAAAUACAAAAA